This is a messenger RNA of Aspergillus heteromorphus CBS 117.55, 898 nucleotides long. RefSeq lists its product as uncharacterized. NCBI's taxonomy places the organism in Eukaryota, Fungi, Ascomycota, Eurotiomycetes, Eurotiales, Aspergillaceae. The transcript has a single exon. Bases 223 to 879 code for a protein of 218 amino acids. The record is from RefSeq and is a predicted model, not a curated record.
CUUUUGUCACGCAGCAAACGACUCGACUGUUUAUAAAACAAUGUCCAGUUCUCAUCGGUGAUUUGCAUUUUCUCCCCUUUCCUCAGAUCAGGUUCUGUCAGAUCUAGUACUAUCACACCUACUAUAUCUUAGUGUCUGGUCUGGACGCCUUUCUAGUCGAGUGGUUUUGCUUCAACAAAGUCCCAAAUCCCCCCACCUAUCCCAAAUUGAAGUCGGUCCAAAAUGCACCUCCCCACCAUCCUGGCCAGCCUCACGGCCCUUAGAGUUAGCACGGCGCACACUCUCCACCCCCGCUCCAUCACCCCCCCAGCCGGCUGCCCCCUCCCAACCUGGCAAGUCACCACCUUCCACUGGUUCAACGGCUCCAAAAGCCUCGACUGCAUCCACAACCAAGCGGAUAUCAACUUCCAAGACUGCCUGUGCGGGGGGCCCGGUGUCUGGUGCGCCCCCGACGCCGCCACCUGCAACGGCAGCAUGGUCAACGUCUGCUGGACCGGCAUGCCCAACUACCAGCCCUGGGGAUACGGGCCACCCGAAACCCUCGACAUCGACUUCGCGGACGGCCUCGCCUGCCACGACGAGUAUAUCGGGUACCGGGUCCACGAUAUCGGCAACGGGGCGUCGAAUUGUGGAUACGCGGAUCGGGGCGAGGGUCGCAUUGUCUCCUUUUAUGGAAGCUCGAAUUAUGCAACGUCCACCGGGCAUAUGGAUUAUGUGCUUGGUGAUGGUCAUGCGUUGACGUGCUCGAAUGGUAGUCGCAUUACGUACUCCGGCAGUACGGACUUUGAGUUGACUUGUUCCCAUGAUGCCUUUUUCAAUGCGACGUGUACGGCUCCCGUGUUCGAGGUUCCGGUGUUGAGUUAUCAGUGGGUUUCUUAGAUUGGGGGGGACGGUGGAG